UGAGUUGACAUCUCUGUUCGUCCUGUGUAUAUAGGCGCCUCUGUUUAACUUGUACCCCUCUCCCCACUACACAAUGUCUCCAGGAGGGACUUGGCUUUGAUCUGAGAUCCUUCCCACUAGAGUGAGUCAGACAUCUAACCUUUCCACUUAGAAGCUGAUGCUGGCACCAUCUCCCUGCAGGCUGGCUGGCCUUGCCCAUUGCUUCUCGGGAACUUCAUCUUUAGGAGGUGGGGUGGGGUGGGAAGGGGAGGGGAGGGGUUACUUAGUAGAUAAAAAACUUGCCACACACGAAUGAGGACCAGAGUUCUAUGGUGGCUUGCCUAUGAUCCCAGAGCUCAGAAGGCAGAGACUGGGUCCCUGGAGUCAGAUGGCUGGCUAGCUAUCAGUGAGCUCAGGGUUCAGCUGAGAGAGCCUACCUUGACGAAUGAGGUGGAGAGUGAUCUAGGAUUCCUGACUUGUACCUUGGGCCUCCACCCCAUGAAUACACAAGUGCACUCAAGCGUGCACAUAAUCCACACACCUAAGACCUCCAUAUCCUCCAAAGCCAGCAUUCGCCCCUCACUUUAGUAAGUGCACUGUUCCCAGGGGUUUAGGCAGGGAAGGGUGCUCUACGUUGAGUUUUGAAGGAGAGAGGAUGAAAGCUCAAAUGCCAGGGCAGGAGACGCUCUUCCAGUCUGACUGCUUACUGUCCCCAUAUAGCAGCAGAGGAUAGUCCCAGAUCAUGCUUUCAGCUUCCCUGUCCAGGGACAUUCGAUGCCUUGCUGAGGAGAGGUAAAGGCUAGGUUUAGUGCACACACUCCAUUGAUUCAGCCUGGACAUUUUCCUCUUCUGAGAAUCCAUGCUCUUUUAAAGCCACUACUUUUGAAACUCUAAACCACCAAGAGGCCUCUUUUUUCUUCCUCUUCCCAUCCCCAGUUUCCACUGCACCGAUUAAAACCAGGAUGGGAAACAUUUGCUGCCUGGUCCCAAUUAUUGUAUCCUUGCCUAAAAUGAAGGGCUUCCCUUCACAAGUCUGGCAGAUUGGCCUCCACCUUUCCCGUAACUUAAUUCUCAGGCUCCCCCACCCAUUCCCUGGGGGGUUGCUAUUGCUGCUGGUAGCUGGAGGCAGCUGUUUUGCCCAGACUUGCAGACCCGACCUGGCCAGGGGCCAGAUUCUUCAGUCGCCUUAGGAAGAGAGCAGUGGUACCAUCCCAUCAUGGGUGACAAAGAACAAUCAAAGGAUUGAAUGGCUCCAGGACCAGGACUAUAAGCCAGCCAAUAGCUUAGGUGGCCAUGAAAAUGCACAGCUGUGGGGUUGGAGGGUAGGCACCUCUUUGGACCCGACAGGCUGCUGGCCACCAGCGGUCAAAUUCCGGAGCGUGUGCGCCUAGGGCGGGGCCUGGGUUGUGGGGAGGGCCGGGCCGCCCCCGACUCUCGCACUCCUGGCUCCCGCGCCACACCGCAGAAGCUGGGUGGGAAGGGCGGGUGCCAGCGCACGCGCGCCACGUUCCCGGGAAGAAAGGUUGUCCGAGCCGGACCAAAGCUGGCUUAGUGUUUCAGGAAGGACCACCUGGAGUGUGUGUGAGCUGCUGGGACGGACUAGAGGAAAAGGGCACCAUGGCGGCCCUCCUGCUGCUGCUGCCCUUACUCUUGCUCCUGCCUCUGCUGCUGAAGCUAGACGUCUGGCCUCAGCUGCGCUGGCUGCCGGCCGACCUGGCCUUCACAGUUCGCGCCCUCCGCUGCAAAAGGGCCCUUCGAGCACGCGCGCUGGCCGCAGCGGCCGCCGACCCCGAAAGCUCUGAGAGCGGGUGCAGUCUGGCCUGGCGUCUCGCGUACCUGGCCCGGGAGCAGCCGACACACACCUUCCUCAUCCACGGCGCGCAGCGCUUUAGCUACGCGGAGGCUGAGCGCGAGAGCAACCGGAUUGCUCGCGCCUUUCUGCGCGCACGGGGCUGGACCGGGGGCCGCCGAGGCUCGGGCAGGGGCAGCACUGAGGAAGGCGCACGCGUGGCGCCUCCGGCUGGAGAUGCGGCUGCUAGAGGGACGACCGCGCCCCCUCUGGCACCCGGGGCGACCGUGGCGCUGCUCCUCCCAGCGGGCCCGGAUUUCCUUUGGAUUUGGUUCGGACUGGCCAAAGCUGGCCUGCGCACGGCCUUUGUGCCCACCGCUUUACGCCGAGGACCCCUGCUGCACUGCCUCCGCAGCUGCGGUGCGAGUGCGCUCGUGCUGGCCACAGCUGGGUUUGCCUACCCUUGUAGAGUUCCUGGAGUCCCUGGAGCCGGACCUGCCGGCCUUGAGAGCCAUGGGGCUCCACCUAUGGGCGACGGGCCCUGAAACUAAUGUAGCUGGAAUCAGCAAUUUGCUAUCGGAAGCAGCAGACCAAGUGGAUGAGCCAGUGCCGGGGUACCUCUCUGCCCCCCAGAACAUAAUGGACACCUGCCUGUACAUCUUCACCUCUGGCACUACUGGCCUGCCCAAGGCUGCUCGAAUCAGUCAUCUGAAGGUUCUACAGUGCCAGGGAUUCUACCAUCUGUGUGGAGUCCACCAGGAGGACGUGAUCUACCUCGCACUCCCACUGUACCACAUGUCUGGCUCCCUUCUGGGCAUUGUGGGCUGCUUGGGCAUUGGGGCCACCGUGGUGCUGAAACCCAAGUUCUCAGCUAGCCAGUUCUGGGACGAUUGCCAGAAACACAGGGUGACAGUGUUCCAGUACAUUGGGGAGUUGUGCCGAUACCUCGUCAACCAGCCCCCGAGCAAGGCAGAGUGUGACCAUAAGGUGCGCUUGGCAGUGGGCAGUGGGUUGCGCCCAGACACCUGGGAGCGUUUCCUGCGGCGAUUUGGACCUCUGCAGAUACUGGAGACGUAUGGCAUGACAGAGGGCAACGUAGCUACGUUCAAUUACACAGGACGGCAGGGUGCAGUGGGGCGAGCUUCCUGGCUUUACAAGCACAUCUUCCCCUUCUCCUUGAUUCGAUACGAUGUCAUGACAGGGGAGCCUAUUCGGAAUGCCCAGGGGCACUGCAUGACCACAUCUCCAGGUGAGCCAGGCCUACUGGUGGCCCCAGUGAGCCAGCAGUCCCCCUUCCUGGGCUAUGCUGGGGCUCCGGAGCUGGCCAAGGACAAGCUGCUGAAGGAUGUCUUCUGGUCUGGGGACGUUUUCUUCAAUACUGGGGACCUCUUGGUCUGUGAUGAGCAAGGCUUUCUUCACUUCCACGAUCGUACUGGAGACACCUUCAGGUGGAAGGGAGAGAAUGUGGCCACAACUGAAGUGGCUGAGGUCUUGGAGACCCUGGACUUCCUUCAGGAGGUGAACAUCUAUGGAGUCACGGUGCCAGGGCACGAAGGCAGGGCAGGCAUGGCGGCCUUGGCUCUGCGGCCCCCGCAGGCUCUGAACCUGGUGCAGCUCUACAGCCAUGUUUCUGAGAACUUGCCACCGUAUGCCCGACCUCGGUUUCUCAGGCUCCAGGUAACCAGCCGUUCCUGCCCCAACCCUUCAUUCAUGUAUCUGCAACUGUUAGGGGUUCUUAACCUCCACCAAGGAACCCCACAGAGGACUCUCCGUGAGGAGGAAGGACGCUCCCCUGAUUGGCGCAUGCUCCUUGCCUCUCCCCCUUUUAUCUUGUAUGUGUGUAUGCCCAUGUGUGUGCAUGUGAAUACGGAGGCCAGAGGACAGCCCUGGGUGUUCUCCUCAAGCACACAGCUGCCCCCUGUGAGACAGGCUCACCAGCUAGGCUAGACUGGCUGGCCAGGGGAUCCUAGAGAUGCUCCCAUCCCCACAUUCUCCCAGGAUCUCUCCCAGGUUGAGGGGGUUGAAUCCGGGUCUGCACACUUGCAAGGCAAGUCUUCCCCACCCCACCUCCACCCCCAUCCCCAUCCCCACCCCCAUCGCAGAGACAGCAGCUGUUGUCCCGCCCACUGAUCUUCCUUCUGUUUUUGUUUUUGUUUUUCGAGACAGGGUUUCUCUGUGUAGCCCUGGCUGUCCUGGAACUCACUCUGUAGACCAGGCUGGCCUCGAACUCAGAAAUCCGCCAAAGGCGUGCGCCACCACGCCUGGCUUCACCUUAAUUCUAUAUAAUGUCCCCUUCCCCCAUACCUGCCCCUAAGCAGAGCUCAGGCAACUCACCUGAGCUGAGUGGACAAACUACAUUUCCUCCAACUCUGAAAACACCCUUCUCUCCCCAGGAAUCUUUGGCCACUACUGAGACCUUCAAACAGCAGAAGGUUAGGAUGGCCAAUGAGGGCUUUGACCCCAGUGUACUGUCUGACCCACUCUAUGUUCUGGACCAAGAUAUAGGGGCCUACCUGCCCCUCACACCUGCCCGGUACAGUGCCCUCCUGUCUGGAGACCUUCGAAUCUGAAACCUUCCACUUGAGGGAGGGGCUCGGAGGGUACAGGCCACCAUGGCUGCACCAGGGAGGGUUUUCGGGUAUCUUUUGUAUAUGGAGUCAUUAUUUUGUAAUAAACAGCUGGAGCUUAUCUGGC
Messenger RNA from Mus musculus (house mouse), 4462 nucleotides. It is a transcript of the gene Slc27a3, whose product is annotated as solute carrier family 27 (fatty acid transporter), member 3. Bases 2006 to 3715 code for a protein of 569 amino acids. The transcript has 9 exons. The record is from RefSeq and is a predicted model, not a curated record. Lineage: Eukaryota; Metazoa; Chordata; Mammalia; Rodentia; Muridae. Gene Ontology annotation, molecular function: very long-chain fatty acid-CoA ligase activity; long-chain fatty acid-CoA ligase activity; arachidonate-CoA ligase activity. Gene Ontology annotation, cellular component: mitochondrial membrane.